This is a messenger RNA of Gamsiella multidivaricata, 2181 nucleotides long. RefSeq lists its product as uncharacterized. The transcript has a single exon. The record is from RefSeq and is a predicted model, not a curated record. Lineage: Eukaryota; Fungi; Mortierellomycota; Mortierellomycetes; Mortierellales; Mortierellaceae. Bases 1 to 2181 code for a protein of 726 amino acids.
AUGACAGCCUCAGAAACGAUAUUCAAUCACAGAAAUCCGCCGUCACACGUCACCUCACAUCCGAAGUCCCUGGUACCAUUCAACGAUGAUGCCCUCCAAUCCGGUGCCUGCCCUGGCGUUUCUCUGCUAUUUGGUGCCUCGGAGCCUCUGCGGAUACUGCGGCCGAACUUCUGGACCGACAAGGCACUGAACAUCCCCGAGAUCGUCUAUUCGAUUCAGGAGCAACUCGACCGAGCAACCCUCAAUCGUUCCCUCCUCGUCUCACGCCUCUGGUAUCUAUCGGGACACCCCUUGGUGUGGCAGACUGUCGAUUGGGACAAUACCCUGGAGGGAUCGUUUCAAGAAGAGGUCAUGCGGAGGUAUGCGUAUCGUAUCGAGACUAUGAGAUGUACAUUCCAUUCGCAAGGCGGGACGAGUAAGGUCGACUCGUCGUCAUUGUUACGGGAAUUUGUUGUCAACACCAACGAGGAGGGACUAUCAAUACAUAGAGCGCUUUCUAGCAGCGACGAUGACGGUGACGAUACCAUGGCGAAAAGUUUACCUGCACGAGGACGGAAAUUCGAUAAGGACGGAAUCCUGAUUCCCACAAGCCUUGUGCGACCGAGAAUGCGGCUCAAGCAGCUUUCCCUCAAGGGACAUUUCGAUUUACAAUCGACCGAAGCUUUACAUUCGUCCUUCUCAAACUUGGGGCUUGCGAUGCCUGUAUAUAUCACUUUCAAUAUCCCAACACUCACUCGGCUGGAUAUCCAUCCUUCAGUCGAUGCUGCUGUCGACAUACAUCUCAUUCUGGAUUGGGCGAACAAUCUACAGCAUUUGAUUAUUCGCUCGCAUGGCUCGUUUACGAAUAGUAGGGGCAGCCAACUUGCAGAAGACGAGGCUGUCGAUUCUGUGGAGCUGGGAUUCCGCAAUACGGCACAUACAUCGCUGGUGUCACUUACGAUCCAGCACUUGAAGAUCAGUCGUGAGGAACUGGAGAGUGUGAUGGGAAGGUGUCCGAGUUUAUUGGAGUUUCAGUCUGUGUGUAGCCCGGGAACCCUCUGGAAGGCGCGGCCACCGCCUUUGCAGUUUGUGCCUCAACAUUCACAGCAACUUCAGCAACAACAGCAAGGACUAAUCGAACACGCCUCGGGCCCUACCGUUACCCCUACGCCACAACAGAAGAGUCUCGUUCGGACUCUAUCCGAGUUAUGCCCCGACAUCCAGCGGUUUCAUAUCGGACUUCAGCAAGGGGGUUUCCAUGCAGAUUCUAUUCGCGAAACGCUGCGGUCGUUUCCAAGGCUCGGGUCCUUGGGUCUGCCGGCGUGGGAUUGUACAAAAGUAACGAUAGAGGCGAUCAAGGCGUUUCAGAUGGAACAGCAGCAACCACCACUUUCGCCUUUGAAGACGCGGUCGGGAGGAUUCCUGACGACGAUUUGUAUCAUGAACGUGUGUUCGAGUGAGAAAGUGAGCCAGGCGAUUCAUGAAUAUCUGUGCUGGACGCCCUAUUUGAAGGAGUUUUGUGCAUAUAAUACGACGCUUUACGUGGAGCAAAUGCAACAGGAAGGGGAACAGCAGCAGGAGGCGGGGGAGGUUGGAGAGGUGGUGGAACAGGAUGCCGUUAACUCGGUGGAUGCGCGCUCGGCUUGCCUCCCACCCUCAUCCACGGACUACUCGGACCCACAGCAUCGACCCAGCACGAGCAUCGCUUCUCCUUCUUCGUUUCCCAUUGGGUCAGUAACAAGUUCCUCACGACAACCAGCUCGGAAAUGGGCAUGUGCGAGCCUGGAGACACUAGUCGUUCGGUUUGCGCACCUACCUUGGAGGAACCUAUCGGACCCACCGAAGCGAUCGAAGGACACAUUCGCGUUCCUGAAACCACUUCAGUCAUUGAAGCGCCUGUGUAUUAAGGAAGGACUGAUGCUGGAAGCUGGACGAGAAUACGAGGCGCUUGCGGAGCUGAGAUCUUUGGAGGAGGUGGUGUUUACGACUUGCUAUCCGAUCCCGAUCAAGCCGAAGGAUCUAGUGUGGAUGGUCCGUGGCGGUCAGGGGAAGGAUCCGUUGAGAAGGGUGGUGGUGAGAAAGCAAAAGGCAAAUGUGGAGUUGGAUAAGGAGAUGAGGGGGUGGUUUAGCGAGCAGCGACCGGAAGUGAGGUUUGAGUUUGAGUUGACGGACUGUUGCGAGGAGGAGUAUAGCUUUCGGUGA